This is a messenger RNA of Trachymyrmex cornetzi, 1674 nucleotides long. RefSeq lists its product as uncharacterized. The coding region runs from base 107 to 1483 and encodes 458 amino acids. Gene Ontology annotation, molecular function: chloride channel activity. The transcript has 10 exons. The record is from RefSeq and is a predicted model, not a curated record. NCBI's taxonomy places the organism in Eukaryota, Metazoa, Arthropoda, Insecta, Hymenoptera, Formicidae. Gene Ontology annotation, cellular component: membrane; endoplasmic reticulum.
UUCUAAUUGUCUCCGAAAAUAUUUGAUUUAUCUCGGAUUUCUGUCAUAAUAGAACGGCAUUGAACAACAUUUUUAAAGACUGCGUAGGAGCGUUUGAUACGACGACAUGCAAUUUUUGCAAAUGUCAAUUUACAUUGUAGCUUACCUGUGUGUGUUCUUCUUGAAGGUUUAUUGUGAGAAGGAUGAUGAGAUACCAUCCACUCCUGAGCUCACAGAAAUACAAUCAUUCUUCUACAUGUUUGCAAAAGAAGAUUUAACUAGUUCAGUAGCAGAGACAGAGAAGAAUCAAUCGCUCACCAUAUCACAAUCGUGUAGUUAUAGAGAACCAGAUGAACGAAAUACUCAGGAAGCAAUUUUCUACAAACGUUUGAUUGCCAUAUUAUUAUCAAAGCUUGAGAUGCAAAGAAUUGAUGAUAGAUUAGUUGGAACGCUUAAUAUAGAAGUGUUUUCUUCAGAACUUGAAUACUUGCGGAAAUUUGUGAACGGUCAAGGUUCUAUCAGAGAAGUUGACAGAAUUCUUAUCAAUGCGAUAACAGGAUCUGAAUACUCAGCAUGCGACUAUAUAGCUAAAGCAUUUUAUUAUUUCAAUUUACUUUUGAGUAAAACAUCAGAGAAUUUGAUACAUUAUAUAUCACUUAUGAAAGAUUUGACGUAUUAUAUAUCACUUAUAAAAGACCACUGGGACAUAACUAUAAUCUUCUUUACAGUCAUAGCUAGUUUUAUGAUUUUGAGGAGGCAAAAAUGGUCUCGAGGUUUACUUAUCUUUCUCAUCAUUGAUGUUAUAUUUGUAAUUAGUUUUGUCAUAAAUUGGUGGCGACUUGUACAGGAAGCAGAAAUUAAAUUAAUGGCAGCACAAGCACAAUUUAGAGAAAUGCCAAUUGCUUGCCAGCCGCAUAAAAUGAAUUUCUGGGACAAGAUGGUUGAGUGGCUUUUUCCUACAAACAAUUGUGAAAAAUACUAUGAAACGAUUAUGACGAAUCCUAGACUGCAAGUGACACCAGCACUUGUAUUGACUAAUUUGCUCACUACGGUUAUUUUUCAACCUUUAACAUACCUUGGACUUGUUAUAUCUGAAUUUGUAGAUAAUGCUACCGGUAAAUUAAACUUUUUGUACAAGUUUCCCAUCAUAAUUGCCCUUUUCUUGAGCAUCUGCAUAUGUAUUAUAUUGAUUCCGUUUUCCUGGAUUGGUGGAUCUAUUAAUUUCGGUUUUGGACCAUUCUUCAAAUUUGGAAUGAAAGGUAGACAAAAUUCUAAUAAAAAUCAAGAAGACCACAUUGAGAGGAUUUAUGAGGAAGUUUCACUAAAAAGGAGGUUGAAAGAUUCAGGAAAAAUGAAACAAAUUACCUUGGGACAAGAUAAUGAUCUUGCUGGAGGCGAUGCCGACAUGCAUCAUUUAGUAAGAUAUAAAAAAUGUCAGUGUGAAAAAAAACCAGAUGAAGAUGUGGAAUGUAUCAAGAAAGAAGAGAAACUACUACCUUACUAACAGCUCGCACCGUUGCGUAUAUAAUACUUCUCUUAUGAUUUUACGUUUAUCUUACCUUAUUGGAUACAAUUUGGUGCCUCAUCCAUACUAACGGGGACACUAGAAUCCGUCCGUUUUUUUCAUCUAUUCAGAAUGAUUCAAAAAAUCUGUAAAAAUUUACCAACAUGCUUUCAACUUUCUAGAAUAAAUAU